This is a messenger RNA of Phanerochaete carnosa HHB-10118-sp, 444 nucleotides long. RefSeq lists its product as uncharacterized. NCBI's taxonomy places the organism in Eukaryota, Fungi, Basidiomycota, Agaricomycetes, Polyporales, Phanerochaetaceae. Bases 1 to 444 code for a protein of 147 amino acids. The transcript has 3 exons. The record is from RefSeq and is a predicted model, not a curated record.
AUGGCCGGAGGAUCAAAAUCUCAUCGAAAACUCGGUGCCUCCAGGCAGGUGAAGAAAACCACGCAUGUAAGGUCGACUGAUGCCAAGCUGCAUCCAGAGGCUCGAGGCCUACGUAGAGCAGUCACCAAAACCCUAGGACUCAAAGCCCAGGCACAGGAGCAAAUGAAUGCAGAGAGACGGGUGCAGGAGUUGCUUGCAGAUGUCUCGCACGAAACCAUCGCCCUGCUUCGUCACGGCCUGCCCAAUAAUGACUGCGAAAUGCAAGAUGACCAACUAUCCGCAAUGCCAAACGCUGUAGAUGCUUCUGGACAGGCAGACGGGUGGGUAGACGAAAACAUGCCUGUAGCGGACGACUUCUUGAGUGCAAUGCGAGAUGCCUCCCAUUCUAGAUUGAAUGGGCGGUGGUACAAGCAACAGCGGCGCUGGAAGCUGCGCAGAUCCUGA